This is a messenger RNA of Somion occarium, 2655 nucleotides long. The record is from the annotation of a GenBank genome assembly. Lineage: Eukaryota; Fungi; Basidiomycota; Agaricomycetes; Polyporales; Cerrenaceae.
ACUCUCCAUCGCUUAAUCAACUGGCUUUCAGAUAUUUUUCCCCUUCCGUCCAGUAUUAUGUCUCCUAUCAAACGAAGGACUCUGUGUCAGAAUGUUUCCUUUUAUUUCCGCACUCUCAGUCUGUUUUCUUUUCUCUCGCUCUCUUGCUGGUGUUUCUCUAAGGUCUACUAUCGAGCUCAGGACCUUCGCUCUCCUUACAUUCAAGAUGACGGAAUACCUACUAUGACAACAAUAUUUGAGGACGUCGUAGCGGAUACUAUGUUUCAUAUGCAUGAAACAAUGUCGCCGUACAGCACUCGUCUUGCCGCAUACAACGAUGAUUUACUCUUGCCAAUGACCGAAUCAGAUCGCUCGAUGUCUGUAGUCCUUCCUGUUCAAGCCGAUUCUGUCUCAUCAAUGACCUCGACACUAUUAUAUCUUCUUCAAAACCCCCUUCAAACCACCGAAGUUAUCCUAGUUGCACCAUCUGCUCUCCACGCUACCAUUCGGAGCAUCCUACGAAAUAUUUUGACUACUACAGAGUCACACGUCGACUUUGAUAUCAGUAUCUUUGCUUGGUCCGCAGAAUUGAAUGACGAAGCUCUCGCGGUGCUGGAUGUGGCAUCACAAGUUGUUUCGGAGAAGAUCUUGUUUCUUGACUCUUCAGGCUUUGUCCAUCUCCGUCCUGAUACAAUUCGACACAUCACCGAUCCGCCGUCCUUGGAUCUUCCAGCCGGUCCCCGGGCGUACGACUUCUCAGGAAAUGAUUUUGUCUGCUUUUCACCUGCGCAAAGUCAAAUUCGUGGAUUCCUUAUUCCACCGCUGGUGAUCCCGACUAGUCUAAUUUCCGACGUGGAAGACCUGCAACGCGAACAUACGUAUGGAACAUGGGCGGCCCUUGCUGAAAGCGUCUCUUCCUCCGAAUUCGAUGAAACUACUGGGAUCGUAGUAGGCCUCGUGGCAGCGGGAUCAUCCUUCUGUUCAUCCGAACAUGCCCACUCGUUAUCCAACGCGACACUCCCUUUCCUCACCGCGGAACAUUCAUCGUCUCGCAUGCCCGUAAAUGAAACGGAUUCCAAACCUGUUCAGGAUGGCACUUUCGCUUUUGUCUUCCCGCUCUACGAGAAUCUGGUACACUUGCUUCCUAUCGUUUGCCGAAUCCGCAAACAAGGUCACAACGUGCACGCUCUAAUAUCCACGCCUGUUCCAGGCGAAUAUGUCUUGCCCAGUUGUACCCUUGACGUAGCCACGAUAUCAGAAUCGUCUUCUAUGGACGAUAUGGGCACCGCACUUUCUGAAUGGAUCUUGACUCUGCCUUCUCUGCCCGACGUUAUCGUAACGCCGGCUCAAGACCAUGCUGUCUUGAUCGCUUUAGACUUCGUUUUGAGGCGUUACUCGAGUCUUUCAAUCACCCACGUCCGAUUCCCACCCACUGAUUUGCCUCUCUGCGAUUGGAUGGGCUCACUUUCUUUGGAAGAAUGGCGUAAUUGGCAUAAACCUCGUGUCGAUAUUUCGGUCAUCACAAACGACAGACCGGAGUCAUUGAAACGUCUGCUUAAGUCUUUGUCAUCUGCUCGCUUCUUUGGCGAUUCAGUCAAUCUUCGAAUCAACCUAGAGCAAACGGCGGAUGCAGAGACGCUACGCAUCGUAGGAGAAUUUCAGUGGAAUCACGGCUCAGUCUCUAUUCAUCGGCGGGUCAUUCAUGGUGGACUUCUACCUGCCGUUGUAGAAAGCUGGUAUCCUCGGUCCAACCAUUCAUACGGGCUUAUCCUUGAAGACGAUGUGGAACUCUCGCCAUUGUUCUACGCAUGGGUCAAGACCUCAUUGCUGCAUUACCGAUAUGGCGAUAUAAAAGAUCACUCGCGCCGACUGUUUGGAGUCAGUCUUUAUCAGCAGAAAAAUCUCGAGCUCCGUCCUGAAGGGCGCCAUCGUUUCUCUCCGCGUCUUACUUUCGCAUCCGCCUCGCUCCCCAAUUUGAACACCCCUUACCUCUCUCAGAUUCCAUGCAGUUGGGGAGCUGUAUACUUUCCCGAACAUUGGCAAGAGUUCCAUGAGUACCUUUCCCUGCGUCUGUCCGGAAGUCACCCAAAGUUACCCAUUGACUCUAUUGUCACGCCUGGUGUACGAUCGAACAAGUGGACACGGUCAUGGAAGAAGUACUUCAUCGAGAUGGCGUUCCUACGUGGAUACAUGAUGCUAUACCCGAACUAUCAGGACUACCUCUCGCUUUCUACCAAUCAUCUAGAAGUUGGCUCUCACGUAAAGGAUAUGCCCAUGGAUGCAUACAUGCAGAAGCAGAAGUUGUUUCUCCUUCCUUUGCUACAGCUUCCCGAUGUCAAGGCUGGAGAGCAUGUCGAGACUGGACUCCUGGACUUGCCGGACGAGAGGAUGCCUGCUUGGAAUGAUCUGCCUACUCUAGAUCUCCUGGGACUCUUGGCCGACAGUGAUACACUGAGGAAACGAGGACUAAUGCGGACAAGGGAGAUCUUUGGAUGCGAGCCUGGAAGUACUGUGCCUAAUGCAGGUCGUUUCCUUGUGCCCAGUUGGCUAUGUAGAUAGGUCUUUUGGCCGUACUCUCAAUGGCUAGCUUCUUGAUAAAUAUCAUGGGGAAUGUCUGUUUCCAGUUGCUGUCUGUCUGAACAGUGAAAGUUACGAGCACUCUUGUGUGCUGGAGUC